AUGACUUCUGCUCAACACUCCUCUCUUCCCGCCGGCGCAUCGACCACCAGUGUCAGUCAGAGUUCACCUACAUCAGUUGCAGUUUCUCCUCCCAAUGUGGAGCGUAUCCCCUUGCAGAUAGAGGGUAUGGAUGCUGCUCAAGUCUCUAAUCUCCUCAAAACCCUACCCAGUCUCUUUCACAAGUCCCCUGCUCAAGGCGAUAUGACCGGAGAGGCCGCUCAAUCUUUGCAGGCUCUCGCUCAAGCCGGAUUGUUUCCUCUCCAGAAUCAGCACCAGCUUCAACACCCGAUAUCAUUCCCUGGCGAUCCUGGCCCUUCUUCACACCCCCGCGGACCACCCAACCUUGGACAAUUGUCUGCGGCUGCGGCAGCUGCUGGUCAAACCCCUCCGGCGGCCCCUCACACGCAGGAUGGAGGAGAAGCUCUUAGCGAUGUCGAAGUUGGAGAACAGCCUGCCACUAGGAGCGCUGCGAUGGGCACCGAUGAGUGGACCCGCCAGCGUAAGGACAACCAUAAAGAAGUCGAGCGUCGACGCCGAGGAAACAUCAACGAGGGUAUUAACGAACUCGGUCGCAUAGUACCGAACAGUUCUGGUGAGAAGGCAAAAGGCGCAAUUCUUCAGCGUGCUGUGCAGUAUAUCCACCAUUUGAAAGAAAACGAGGCGCGCAACAUUGAAAAAUGGACACUAGAGAAGUUGCUCAUGGAUCAAGCAAUGGGUGACUUACAAGCGCAGUUGGAGGACAUGAGGAGGUCAUGGGAGGAGGAACACAUCGCACGACAAAGAGCAGAGAACGAACUCGAUGUGUUGAGGGGUGUAUCGGGCCAGGCCCCAACCGUUCCAUAUAAAUCUCGUUCACGUUCAGUUGAGCGAGGUCAGGAUGGGCCGUCUAACAGAGGUCCUUUUGGUGAAAGUGAAGUGCGAACAGAGCUUGGAAAUCGACCAGAGGAAGGUGGCGAUGACUCGGAAGGGAGGCCCGGGAAACGUGCGAGGCGCUUUUUUCUAGACCUGUAUUAUGAUCUUCUUGCGCCUUCGCGCGGGAAAGUUUCCGCACUCAAUCUGCACCACCGCGCAGCACUUGACAUGGAUUUCCUUGUCGAGAGAACCGUCGACAUUCAAUAUAUAAUCUUUGACGUGCUGCGCAGCUAUCUCACGAGAAAUCCGCUAGAUAAUAUUCCCGGCCCCCCUCGCCAGCGUUGGUGGACAUGCAACUUGAAUAAGAUAUUUGCGCCGCAUGGAUGGGAUUUCCACAAGAUGCUUGCGGAACACUACGGUCCAGUAUCAAAGUUAUAUGGGCUUUUUGGGACAAGGCAGUUGUAUGUGUGGGACCCAAAGACUAUGUACCACAUCAUGGUCAAAGAUCAGUACACCUUUGAAGCAGCUCCUUCUUGGCGUAGGGUUGUCCACUGUGCCUAA
This is a messenger RNA of Suillus paluster, 1413 nucleotides long. RefSeq lists its product as uncharacterized. NCBI's taxonomy places the organism in Eukaryota, Fungi, Basidiomycota, Agaricomycetes, Boletales, Suillaceae. Gene Ontology annotation, cellular component: nucleus. The transcript is spliced from 9 exons. The coding region runs from base 1 to 1413 and encodes 470 amino acids. The record is from RefSeq and is a predicted model, not a curated record. Gene Ontology annotation, molecular function: DNA-binding transcription factor activity; monooxygenase activity; protein dimerization activity.